Theileria equi strain WA is the source of this 372-nucleotide messenger RNA. RefSeq lists its product as hypothetical. The coding region runs from base 37 to 339 and encodes 100 amino acids. The record is from RefSeq and is a predicted model, not a curated record. NCBI's taxonomy places the organism in Eukaryota, Apicomplexa, Aconoidasida, Piroplasmida, Theileriidae. The transcript has 4 exons.
AUAUUCUUACGCAUGUAGAGACCUCAAAAUACUAAAAUGAGUAAAAUAGGAAAGUAUUUUGCUCGCCCUUCGGUCUUUCAUAGCGUUGUCUUUGGUACAACAGCAGGACUCCUGUUUUAUUCUACAUAUAUCGGAUGGAGGGCCAUUAAAGUCAAGUAUUUGAAUACCGAAUACUUUGCGAGGCAAAGUAGGUGGCGUUACAUGGAAAAACAACAGUUGUAUCAACGUGAAUUGUCACAACGUAUGAACGCCAAUUAUAUCGCCAGUAUAGCCGAAGAAUAUGAUCCUGUCGCCCUUCGUAUGCCGGGAAGUAAAGUGGAUCCUAAGCACAUGUUCUAAGAUAUGUAAUAAUGGUUUAAUUGUUUAAGCUAU